UUAAUCACAGUGAAUUUAUCUGUGUUUUAUUCUUUCUGAUGUUAUUGCUAAAUUAAGUUCUGUUUGACAAAAUGUUGUAGCCAUUAGUUAGUUGAUUCUCAGAAUCAUGGAAUAUGCAACUUUGCAAGUGCCUACCUACUUUCUCCGUCAAAACUUUCUUCUUGUGAAUUGGCAGGAUGGACCUCCACCAUUUUCUUUGAAAGCAUUCCUCAACAGCAAAAUGAUGAUGGUGUUUGAACUUACUGCCAACCAGCAGUUCCAGGUUGUUCCAUUCUCCCGGUCUCCUUGGGCUAUAUACAUGACUUCUGCACAUGUCUGUUUGAUAACAGAUUUUUGCCUAGGUGGGGAGCUAUUUGCUUUGCUUGACAAACAGCCUAUGACAAUUUUCAAAGAGGAAGCUGCAAGCCAUGGUCACAAAAAUACCGUGCUCUAUGUCAAGUGGAAUCAAAAUGGUGACUGGGUGCUAACUGCCUCUAAGGAUCAAAUCACCACUGCUUUAGGAAGGGAUGAAUGA
This is a messenger RNA of Magnolia sinica, 514 nucleotides long. Its product is annotated as phototropin-2-like. NCBI's taxonomy places the organism in Eukaryota, Viridiplantae, Streptophyta, Magnoliopsida, Magnoliales, Magnoliaceae. The record is from RefSeq and is a predicted model, not a curated record. Bases 107 to 514 code for a protein of 135 amino acids. The transcript is spliced from 4 exons.